This is a messenger RNA of Quercus robur (English oak), 1288 nucleotides long. RefSeq names its product F-box protein SKIP1-like. Gene Ontology annotation, cellular component: SCF ubiquitin ligase complex. Gene Ontology annotation, molecular function: protein binding. Gene Ontology annotation, biological process: SCF-dependent proteasomal ubiquitin-dependent protein catabolic process. The record is from RefSeq and is a predicted model, not a curated record. Lineage: Eukaryota; Viridiplantae; Streptophyta; Magnoliopsida; Fagales; Fagaceae. The transcript is spliced from 2 exons. Bases 37 to 993 code for a protein of 318 amino acids.
UCAAAACCAGAAAGACAAAGUUGAACCGAUAUCAGAAUGGAUGACAACAACAAGAAGGAAGAAGAAGAAGAAGAAGAAGGAGAAGGAUCAGGAUGCACCGAACCCGGAUCCGAUUGGGCAGAUUUGACCCGUGAGUGUCUCACCAACAUACUCUCCCGGCUAACCCUGGAGCAGCGAUGGCUUGGACCCAUGCUCGUCUGCAAGUCAUGGCUCCAAGCCUGUACGGACUCUUCUCUCCACUCCAGCUUCGACGUCGAGCCCCACUUCGACACCAACACCGACUCGCCUCGAUUGUGGACCCCAGAUUUCGAGAGAAAGAUCGAUUCCAUGCUUCGAUCCGUCGUCGUUUGGAGCGAUCACUCUCUCACUGCCAUUCGCACCCGUCACUGCUCCGAUCUCGCUCUCUCUUUCGCCGCUGAAAGGUGCCCAAACCUUGAGGUCCUGUCAAUCAAGAGCUGUCAGAAUGUUACUGAUGCAUCUAUGGCUAAGAUAGCUUUUCGGUGCACCAAGCUUAGGGAAGUAGAUAUUAGCUACUGCUACGAGAUAUCUCAUGAGUCGUUGGUGUUAAUUGGAAGGAAUUGCCCAAACCUUAAAGUUCUGAAGCGAAAUCUAAUGAAUUGGUUGGAUCCUUCCCAACAUUUUGGAGUUGUCCCUAAUGAGUAUCUAAGUGCUUGUCCACAAGAUGGGGACUCUGAAGCUGCUGCUAUUGGAAAAUAUAUGCCUUAUUUGGAGCACCUUGAAAUUCAGUUCUCCAAGUUGUCUGCUAGGGGCCUUACUUUGAUAUGUGAAGGCUGUGUGAACCUCAAGUACUUGGAUUUAUCUGGUUGUACAAACUUUACUGGUCGGGAUAUUGCCAAUGCAUCAUCGAAUCUGAAGGAUCUGGAGAUUAAGAAGCCAAAUUUCUAUAUUCCAAGGUCAGUCUUUCACGCAGAUAGGUAUGGCCAUUGGAGAUUGUAUGAUGAGAGGUUUCAAACAGAUGUUUUCCGGAUUUGAUCUGGCUAGCUGGAUAAUAAAAUCGUUGGUAUUUGAUCAUAUUUGGGAAAACAUCUUUUGUACUCUGGUCUAAGGAGCUCUUGACAAGGGUUCUGUAGCCAAGUUGCCUUAUAUGUUUAAUAAAUCCAUGUACGGUGCUACAUGUAGUUUGAUUUCGAUUAUGUUUGUUUUCUUCUGUGUGAUUUGUAAUGCUUUUUUUUUUUUUAAUCAAGAAUCAUCCUUUGAUGUACACUUGUAUGGUGAUUUGGAUUUACCAAAUGUAUACCUAUUAAAUUUCAGUAGGCUAUUUCUUCUA